Molecule: messenger RNA, 1857 nt
Organism: Pectinophora gossypiella (pink bollworm)
Lineage: Eukaryota; Metazoa; Arthropoda; Insecta; Lepidoptera; Gelechiidae
Exons: 3
Coding region: 1-1857 (618 amino acids)
Molecular function (GO): zinc ion binding; nucleic acid binding
Source: RefSeq, a predicted model, not a curated record
AUGAAGCGCAAUUGCACCCAUUCACAUGGACACUUAAUACGUCCACCCGGAUGGAGCGAAGAAACUACGUCGAGUCAGGAAGAAGAAACACCGCCGCCGGCUAGGAAGAUUCUGAGGAGGCUAUUGGAAGACGAAGUGCAAAAAGCCUUACGCGAGCUAAAUGAAGAAAUACCAGUUGGCGCGAAAACUAAGGUACACCAUGCAGCUUCACUUAUUCCUGAGUUUGAUCCCGAUAGCGACGACUGCACUACGGUAACUGCAUGGCUAAGGAAGAUCGAGCAACUCGGAGAAAUUCACGGUUGGAACGAUAACACCAAAGCGUUCCACCUUCAAGAAAAACUGAGAGGUCAGGCAAGGAAGUGGUACAACCGUCUUGAUGACUAUAAUUAUACCUGGGAAGACUGGAAGCAGAUGCUGACGCGCGCUUUUCCUAGACAUCGCGACUUCGGUAACAUGCUUGACGAAAUGAUAAGUCGGAAGAAGCUACCUACGGAGUCCAUGACUAAAUAUUACCAGGAUAAAGUCGCCAUGUGCUUCAGGUGCAAGUUGUCCGACAGCGCUACCGUGUCGUGCAUCAUACGUGGCUUGCCUCCAUCACUGCAAGCUAAUGCACGAGCAUUUCAGUGCGAACGACCUGAAGAAUUAUACGAAGGAUUUCUCUGCGCCCUGGACGAUUAUCAAGCUCCAUCUUUUACCACGCGGCCGCUGCAUAAAGAUAUUACCCCGAGAUCGGCACUUGAUAAGAAAAACAUGACAGUCAAUCCAGACGUCGAUCCCUGCCCACGAUGUAAAAAGACUGGUCACAUUUUGCGCAAUUGUCCACAUCCGGAUUUAAGGACAUGUUUUAGAUGUGGAAAGCAAGGUCACAUCGCAACGCACUGCAAUGCGAGCAGCAAACCAUCACCAGCUGAAGAUAACGUCAAGAUUGUUAAGGAGAUCAAGGUACUGCAGAACUAUAACCAAAUCUAUGAAAAGGUCGUUAAAAUCAAUGGCGUGCAUGUAAAAUCCUAUCUUGACACUGGGAGCCAAGUUAACGUACUUUCAAUCCACGUUUGUCAACUGCUUAACCUUGAAAUCACUCCAACUAGUAUUAUCCUCAAGGGAUUUACCGGUCAACACUUGAACAGUCGUGGAAAAGUCAACUUCCAGAUGGAAAUCGAUGGAAUCGCGGUGGAAUGUGAAGCUCAUCUUACCGACGUGGAUAUGGGAAACAUCCACCUAUUAAUUGGACAACCAAUUAUAAACCAAAAUGGUAUAUCCUUAGUUGUCAGUAAUGGCAUUGCCACGCUCAAACAGGACGACGAUUUUAUCAAGGUGAUAGAGGUUAUUGAGAAGCCAACACGUUUUAAGGUGGUUACAACAUGCAACGAAACCAUACCACCCGGAUCUUCAAUAAUCAAGGUCGGCAUAAUCAACAACGAUGACGGCGACGACGUCGUCACUUCACCACGACACUACGAAUUAGGAGGCGCCUCGUAUUCCAUCCCUGCCACCCUCCUGCGAGGCUCAACCGGGUACCUGAAGGUCAUCAACAACGGCACCCAGAACAUCAACUGGCAGUCGAGUGAGGUGCUGACCAGAGCGGACAAAUGCGACGCGCCGCCUCAAGCCAAUGCUCAGGAUAUAGUUAGAACUAAAAUAUCUGAAUUGUUGGAUGCCGGCAUCAUACGGGAGUCAGAGUCUUGUUUUGCUUCCCCCGUCAUCCUUGUCAAGAAGAAGAACGGCGAUUAUAGGCUUUGUCUUGUAGCAGCGGAUUCAUUGAGGCCCUAUAAGAGCAUGAUGCCUAUAUCUGACAGUGCCAGCAGUUCUGAUGAACAACUUGAGACUGAAGACUUGAUUGACUUACUCGAGAGCUAA